Molecule: messenger RNA, 605 nt
Organism: Dryobates pubescens (Downy woodpecker)
Lineage: Eukaryota; Metazoa; Chordata; Aves; Piciformes; Picidae
Gene: NUDT6
Product: nudix hydrolase 6
Exons: 3
Coding region: 122-592 (156 amino acids)
Molecular function (GO): NAD binding; ADP-ribose diphosphatase activity; NADH pyrophosphatase activity
Source: RefSeq, a predicted model, not a curated record
AUUCACCAGAGCAGCUUUGUGACAGUGGCUGCUUCACAAGGCUUUGCUUUCCACCAUGCCGAGCAGGGCUCAUCCACCUUGACAUUGUGGCUAGGAGAAGGGCCUAGCAGGCUGCCAGGCUAUGCCACCCACCAGCUGGGAGUUGCAGACUAUAAAUGCGUGGAAAUUUCCAGGAGGUCUGGCUAAUCCAGGAGAAGACAUUGGAGACACAGCAGUUCGAGAGGUUUUCGAAGAGACUGGCAUCAAGUCAGAGUUCAAGUCCAUCCUAAGCAUCAGACAGCAACACCAACACCCUGGAGCCUUUGGGAAGUCAGAUAUGUACAUCAUCUGUCGCCUGCAGCCCUCCUCCUUCACCAUCAGCUUCUGCCAGCAGGAGUGCCUGAAGUGUGAGUGGAUGGACCUGGAUGAGCUCGCUAGGACAGAACACACCACUCCCAUCACCAGCAACAUAGCCAGGCUCUUACGGUACGGCUACCAGGAGGGGUUUGAUAAAAUUGAUAUAACCAUGAGGGAGCUUCCUGCUGUCUACACAGGCCUGUUCUACAAACUGUACCACAGGGAGCUGCCCGAGUCCUACAGAAACAUCACAUGAUAGCAACACAGUU